AUGGCAUUCCAUCCUGAAAUACUUUGGGCACAGCGCAGCUCAGAAUCUGACGAGAAGAAAAACAUCUUGUAUCUCACAGUGAACCUUCCAGAUAUCAAGCCGGAAACCGUCGAGUAUGAUCUGACGUCGACAACGAUCUCCUUUAAGGCCAAGGCCGGCGAUGCCGAGAAGGGAUUGGAAGAACGCGACUACGCAUUCAACUUCAACCUUUUCGCCGACAUCGUGCCCGAAGAGUCACUGAAGCAUCUGACGAGCCGCUCCAUUACCCUCGCCCUACGGAAAAAGGAGAAGAAGGCAGAGUACUGGCCGCGUCUCACGAAGGAGAAGGUCAAGACACCUUUCAUCAAAACCGACUUCGGAAAGUGGGUGGAUGAGGACGAGCAGGAUGGGGAGAAGGUGGAUCUAAGCGACGAUCUCGACAUGGGCGGUAUGGGCGGUAUGCCUGGCGGUAUGGGCGGAAUGCCUGGUGGUAUGGGCGGUAUGCCCGGCGGCAUGGGCGGCAUGCCUGGUGGUAUGGGCGGCAUGCCGGGUGGAAUGGACUUUGAGGAGAUGAUGAAGUCGAUGGGUGGAGCGGGCGCAGGUGGUGCAGGGCCGUCAGGUGCAGACGUUGAGGAUGAGGACGAUGAGGACGACGACGGCCCUCCCCCACUCGAGGAAGCGGACACUAAGGCAUGA
Molecule: messenger RNA, 675 nt
Organism: Sparassis crispa
Lineage: Eukaryota; Fungi; Basidiomycota; Agaricomycetes; Polyporales; Sparassidaceae
Product: Protein wos2
Exons: 5
Coding region: 1-675 (224 amino acids)
Biological process (GO): chaperone-mediated protein complex assembly; protein folding
Cellular component (GO): nucleus; cytosol
Molecular function (GO): Hsp90 protein binding; protein-folding chaperone binding
Source: RefSeq, a predicted model, not a curated record